Paramuricea clavata is the source of this 11275-nucleotide messenger RNA. The record is from the annotation of a GenBank genome assembly. Lineage: Eukaryota; Metazoa; Cnidaria; Anthozoa; Malacalcyonacea; Plexauridae.
CUUUUACGGUGGAAUUUAUAAUUCUUUGUUUAUAUUUGAAAAUUUUAUUUAUUUCUUUUCACAAUCCAUUAUCCUUCACAAUUCUUGACAUAAUCUGUCAGUUUUUUAUUAUACGAUCAAGUUAAAACUUUGGAAAAGCGCUUGUGAUCUUCGAAAGGUCCCAAUCUGGAAUUGGGUCAAUGAUGGAAGCGAGCAAAUACAAUAGCGUCCUUUCUGGAAAGAAUUUCGAUAUAUCUAGUCGCAAACGUGGUUCGUUUUUGUUUAAUUAAAACUUUAUAUUAUUAUUUAGAGGGUAAUUUACUUAAAACAAAAGGAGGAAUUGUCCAAUAUGCACGUUUUAGUCGUUAAUAAUUAAACUGGGGCAGGUUUUUCGCUGUUUGUUGCAUUUAUUAGAUAUAAUAUUUGAAAUUCCACAGAGUUUAUAGGUUACAUGUAAACAAUGGCUGUUCAUAUAAACAGUCAUUAGCAGUUGUUGUUUAUGAUUACUAUAUUUAGAUGAUAUAGUACUGGAAAUUCAAAUUUUUAGUUGGAAAAUGCAACUUGUAAUUAUUGGGGUCAAGAGAUCAUCUGAUUAUGUGGGAUAAUCUUGAUCUAAUCCUGACAUAUAAAGCCAUGUGAUAAUGGCAAUCUCCAUAAUCCACUUCAGUGGUUAGUGCAUGUGUCUAUCUCAGUUUCUCUUGUGAGAAGUGCUUCCAGUUUGAUUCUACUAAAUGCAGUGUUUUUGGUUAGAACACUCUGGAAUCACAGAUUCGAUUCCUGCAUUGCAUUUUUCGCAACUGCUCCUCGUUAAUAGGUGUAAUAAAGACCAAAAUAAGUAUAUAAACUCAGCUACGGCAAAAUGCAAUGGAGACACGGCAAAUUUGCCAAUCAACCACCAAUGAAAUUCGCAAUACCCCAACCUAAAUGUGAAAUACUGCAAACACCAUAGGUUAAUUCUCUCCUCCAGAGGGCCCACAGUUUUUUGCUGCUGCUCACAUUAGGUCUGACAAUUGUAUAUCUCUUCUGCUCAAAAUUUUCAUCUGCCAUAACCCUUUAACUGUUGGUUCUCUCUGUGUAUCAAAUAUAAUCCAAGUCUAUUUUUCAGAUCAAAUUCACUCUGGCAUGAACUCAUCUUAUCAACCAACAGCAUUUUAUCAAAGUACUCCAAAGGGAAAGGUAGAUUAUAACUGAAGUUUCCAUUAUAACAUUUAGUAAUGGUGGUAGGGAAUAAUCUCCCCUUUUAUGACAUGUGUUAACCUCACUCCCAACCAGAAAUACCCAGAUGACACAAUUGAUGAACUUCAUGUAUUUGUAUUCCACAUUUUCACAGACAGAUUCAUCUGGGUGCAAGGUAGUGUAGCCUCACCCCUCUGACAACUUUGGAACCUGUUUGCUCUUUGACCUAGCUGUAACAACUUUUAAGACAUUUUGACAGUGUCUAUACUCCUGCCUUGAAAUGGUCCACACCCCAUAAAAUACACCCUACCCCCAUUGGAAAAUGUCCACUCCCUCAGUGAAAUCUUCAUCCAAAAGCACCCCCUCCCACAAAAAAAUAUUUUCCCCACCCUGAAAAUUUCACCCCACCCUCUAGAAAAUCCUCCCAACUGAACAACCCCCUGGAGAACUUACACACACACGCUUUCUCUCCAUAAUUACUCUGUAAAUCUUGAAUCAUUUUUCGUACCAGACCUCAAUGGCAAGCCCAGUUUCUCUCAUGAAUGGCUCGAUCACAAGAUCACCAUCAUCAGCUGGACAUAGAUCAUCACCAUCCGGUGUUGGUAGAAGAUCAGCUAGUCCUUUACGCUCACGGUCAACAAGUCCAACCAAGUUGCAUCAUGGGACAUCAGCUUCGCCAAGACAGGUUUGACGGAAGCACCACCAUUAACGCAUUGUGCCCUAAUGAACUCUACUUUAUUAUUUUACCCAGUCUAAUAUGCCAAACAAUUUUAUUCAUCAAGGAGAGAGCACUGGUGUACUCAAUGGAGAUUGUCCAGAGUAGAAUACGCUCCCACAGAGAUACCACCCUAUAUAGAACAUUAUCUAUGCACCUUGGUCUCAUCAAUUAUCUUUAUUCUGUUCAGUUGUUAGAUGUGGAUACAGACACGAUUCAAAAACAACGCAGAGAACUUCAACUUCUGAUUGUGGAACUGAAGGACAGAGACAGGUUAACAUUGCCUCCUACCUUUCUGAUAGUUGGCGUAUUUAUAUAAUACACAUAGACAAAUUUAUCCAUCAAGACCAACUACACACACAUGCAUAUUUCCAUAUGAGUGGGCGAACUAUCUGGGAAUUUAUUAUCUGGGAAUUUUCAGACGAACUAUCUUUGAUCAGUGGCGUAGCCAGCCCGAUGAUUCCGUCCCGCUAUGCAAAUAUUGCCAUGUUUAUAAACUAUCAACACACAAUCAAUUUCUAAAGAAAUUAAUAAUGAGUUGAAAUUUGCAUAGCAGACCAAAUCGUCGGGCUGACUGCGCAACUGUCUUUGAUAACGGAUAACUGCAAAUCAGAAAAGGUUUUCUUCACAAAUGAUUAUGUUUCUAGGGAGUUGAAUGACAUGGUGCACACCCACCAAAAACAUCUUCAGUCCUGGGAUGAAGACAGACAACGGGUAUCGAGUUGCAACUGUACUUUCUUAUUUUCUCUGCCUUAAGGCCAUUUUCCAUUGCAGUCGCUUUGCCCUCGCGGGCGGAGCGACCAAUUUUAAUCACGUGAAAAAUCAGUCGCCCGGCCACGCCAAGAAAGUUGAAUGUAGUUCUACUUUCAUGGCGUGUGCGCAAGCAUUCAGGUGGACAAAAAUGCACAGGUUAGGCAACUACAGAGAAAGUUGAGUAAUGUUCGCUCCGCCCGCGCGGGCAGACGAUUUUACUCGUCAAAGUGAUGGUGCUGGCACUCGACAGGUUAAAAUUUAACCCUUAAUCUUUGCAUAACAUUUUCUAAUCCUCAGAUUCUCUCUUUGGAAAGAAGAUGUGCAAGAUUAGAAGGUAUAUAUGGCGAAGAAACGUUUUCAAAUUUAUUGAAAAAAUUGUGUGGAUUAUAAUUUCCAUAUCAUUAUUUAGGAGAGUUGAAGACCAGAAACGAACAAUGCAAAGCUUUAACAGCGCGGUAAGGAUGGAAUAUUUGGAUGUGAAUAUACUGAUUAGGCGGUAUUAUGAGAGACAGAGUGUGAGAAAUUGCCAUCCAUCGACGGAUUCUCUAAACUAUUUUAGUAUUUUGUUCGUGUCAGGUUAAAAUCAACAGAAGCUGAAGAAAUGAACAAACGGAAAGAAUUGGAAACGACGAUGGUAUGAAUUCAACCCAACAUUAGGGAAAUUUAUCUUCUUUACAAAUUAUUCAAGUAUCUUGUAAUAUUUGGGAUCUUUCCUCUUAGGAGCAAUUAAAAGACGUCACAGAGCAAGCAGAGGUCGCAACUCAACAACUUGAAGACUUGGAGGUCCAGAAUAUUUUUAAACAGUUUUAAUAUACCUUUUUUAGCUGCAAUCUUCAUUUCUUGGUAGCGUGUUCCGUGCAACGAUUUUCUCUUUAUAUCUGCCAUCUCUUAUAUUUCCUAAACUUUCACCGGUUUACAAUUAAUGUAAAUCACUUUCUUAUGAAUGAGUAUAAGAAUUAAGAAAGUGAAUUUACAUUGAGACUGUAAACUGUUAUAAUUUUUAAAAGGCUGCCAUUUCUUCAGGAUAAAAAUACGAAUCUUAGUGAUUCCUUACGAGAACUUUCAAAUAAUCUCGGUCAACUCCAAGCAAGAGAACAGGAACUACUCACCAAGAUCAAACUAAAGGUAGAUGACCGUAGAUCCGCUGAUUUCAAGAUACUCUCAGUACAGCCUUUGUAAUGCCACAAUCUUUUCGCACAGGAAAACGACAUCACAGAAGCCAAUAUACGCAUAGGAGAAUUUCAACAGAAAACACGAAGACUGGAGAACGCACUUCAGGUCAGCAAUACAUGCCUGGAACCAGACAUACUACGCAAAAAUCUCACAUCUUGUAACAAGUUUGUUAACAAGCCGUCAACAAGUUGUCUUCGCACUGCUUGUUACAAGUUGUCAACCGUUCUGGAACAACUUGUUGACAACUUGUAACGACCUUGCCGAAAUUAUCAGACUUGUUACAAGGUUGUUCUGACAAGUCUGUUACAUGCUUGAUAUAACAAAUUGUUACAACCUUGUGUUGACAACCUUGUAACAUCCUUGUUAUAUCAUGAUUGUAAAAAAAACGUGUUAGAACAACCUUGUAACAAGUCUGCGCAUGCAUCUAAUUCAUUUCGCCGAAGAACGCGCCCGUGGAAUCAGGCCUUAAGUUCUCGAUUGUUGACUGUUGACGAUCUGUUACAGGCUUGCAGUUAGACAUGCUACAAGGAAGGUUGCAUUCAUAAUGCUUGUUCCUUAAGCCUGGUUCACAUAUGCCUGCGACUGUAUCACUAUGCCUCAACUUGCCGCCGAAAUACCGGGAAAGUUGAACUCAAGUCAACUUUCCUGGCCUACCGCCGAUGUAAGUGAGGCACUGGAGGCAAUCGGCGAGCAAAUAUUCACAUAAUUCACGUUUUAAGCCACCACCGGCAUCGUCGCCGGUACGUCGCAGGCAUAUAUGUGAACCAGGCUUUACUUGUCAAAAACAUGUCAUACAUAACUGAUAAUUUCAUUGACGUUCUCUCCUGAAAUUUCUUAUUUUUUCCUCCCAGGAAUACCAGACGGUUGAGAAAGCGUUAAGAGCUGAAAGAGAUCAGUUUAGAGAUCAACAUAACGCCACCAAGAAUGAAGUGGAAAAUCUAAGAGGUAUUGUGGGUGUUUAUGUCAUUCAAUGAGGAAGACAAAAGAUUGACAUGGUUUUUGUUGGAUUAUCUAGGUGAGAUGAGUAAACAGUUCAGUGAUGCGGAUGAUCUUCAGUCCGAACUGGCGCAGGUAACUCUGAUACUGUGGCAAAUGCUGAAGCCUCAUGGUUUAUUUAGUUCUGUGGUUCGUUGUCAAGCCGAUACCAGGAUGUGUUCGCACUGCUUGUUCCCAGUUGUUGUGAUAAGUUUGGAAUAACUUGUUAUCACCUUGUUACAAGGUUGAUGAUGGUAACAGACUCGCUACAACUUGUUCCAACAAGACUGAUACAGGCUGUUCCUAACAAGUUGCUACGAGCUUGUUGUCAUCAACUUGUUAACAACUUGUUACGUGCAGACGAUAUCAGACUUGUUGGAACAACUUGUUGCAAGUCUGUUGUCCUCAUCAACCUUGUUACAAGAUGAUAACAACUUGUUCCAUACUUGUUUACAACUUGGGACAAGCAGUGCAGACACAAUUUGUUGACGGCUUGUUGGCAGACUUGCUACAAGAUGUGAGAUUUUUGCGUGUACACACGUAAAAACGCACAAGUUGUUACAAGUCUGCAAACAAGUUGUUACAAAUCUGUUCACAAGCUGUCGACAAGUUGUGUUCGCACUGCUUGUUCCAAGUUGUUGUAACAAGUUUGGAACAAGCUGUUAACAACUUGUAACAAGCUUGAUGGCAUUAUCAGACUUGUCACAAGGUUGUUCUAGCAACUCCGGUACAGUCAUGAUAAACAAGAAUGUUACAAGGUUAACGAUACAAGGUUGUAACAAUAUUGUUAUAUCAUGACUGUAUCGGACUUGUUGGAACCUUGCAACAAGCCUGAUAAUAUCAACAAGGUUACAAAUUGUUAACAGCUUGUUCCAAACUUGUUGACAACUUGUGACAAACAGUGCGAAGACAACUUGUUGACGGCUUGUUGGCAGACUUGCUACAAGAUGCGAGAUUUUUGCGUGUGUAUAAUUGGAACAGUUCUCACAUGCAACUGAGGCGAAAUUCACUUGUACUGACAUAAGUAUACCGUUACAUUCUAGUCAAAACAAGACGUCCUUGUGCUACAGAAGGAAGUAUUUCUAGCAGGUACCAGAUUGUACUGUAUUUAGGGUAUACCUUAUCCCUAACAGCCAUGGGGAAAAGGCUCAGUCAUUUAGUGCAUGUAAUCAUCUUGAGUGCUACAUGUAUGUAAUCUUGGUUAGGAUUACUGGCAGUUUCGAUUACUUACAUGUACAGUACCAUGAAUAUACAUGCAAGUAAUUCAUGCAAGUGCCAAGCAAUGAAAUGGGAGGUAAGAAGUUAAAUUCUGUUUAGGUGAACGGGAAAAACGUAAAGAUCAGUUACUGGAGCUACAGAAGUCGAAACAAGAACGAACAGAUUCUGAACUACAAAACUUGAGACAAGUAUGGACACAGAAGUGAAUCUUAGUCUCUUUUAAACAUAAGUAAAUUGAGUAAAGAAAAUAAGUGACAUUAACUGAGUAUUUUCAACUUGACUUCGUUUCAGAUAUGUGAACGGCAACAACGCGAUAUCUCUUAUAUGCAGAUGCAUUUACAAACUUCGCAAGAAUCGUUUCUUAAAAAUGAAACAAAAGACGAGAGGUGCAUUGAAUUGAAUUUGGUGAAAUUGAUUAUUCGAUGAUGCCAAAUUAAUCGAUUAUUUAGCCCUGGUCAAAUGAGAAUGGAGAGUUGAGAAGCGAGAGUUUGCAUGAGAGUUGAGAAGCGAGAGUUUGCAUGAGAAUUUUCUCAACUCUUAUGCCCCGGUCAAACGAGAACAAGAGUUGCACGAGAGUUGAGAAGCGAGAGUUUGCAUGAGAGUUUUCUCAACUCUCAUGCCCCGGUCAAACGAGAACAAGAGUUGCAUGAGCGUUGAGAAGCGAGAGUUUGCAUGAGAGUUUUCUCAACUCUCAUGCCCCGAUCAAACGAGAACAAGAGUUGCAUGAGAGUUGAGAAGCGAGAGUUUGCAUGAGAGUUUUCUCAACUCUCAUGCCCCGGUCAAACGAGAACAAGAGUUGCAUGAGAGUUGAGAAGCGAGAGUUUGCAUGAGAGUUUUCUCAACUCUCAUGCCCCGAUCAAACGAGAACAAGAGUUGUAUGAGAGUUGACUGGAUAUCACAGCAUCUCAUCAAAGUUUGAACCUACAGCUCAAAAUUGAUGAGAGUUGACAGUCAAACGCGAGCGAGAGUUGCAACUCUUAUCAAUCUUACCAAGCCUGUCCUUACCUCCUUCGACUGAGGCUUUAGGAAUUGGUCUCUUUUUUCUAGAUUCUAUGACCAUUACAACAAUACGGCUACCAAUUCUCACCCGGAAUGGCUGAACAGUACCACUGAAAGUAUGCUUCACUUAUAUCGUAGCAAACAUCAUAUUUCUAUAACAUAAUUUAAUAAUUAUUUUUAAGUAUUAAACUUACAUUUGCAUGUUUCAGUUCAAGGUAGUGGCUUCCCUUCAGUACAAUCCAGCUCCCCAAUCAAAGAUGCAACACGAGACUUCAAUAAUCUAUCAUUUAAAGAUCCAGACUAUGGUCUUAAUGGUCCAAUGUCGUACCUCCCAGACACAAAACAACGAACUUCAACCACCAACUCGGAUAACCACACUAUAGAACAACAAAUUCGUCGCAGCUUGGGUUAGUUCAUGUGAAAAUAAGAUCCCUUAGGCAUUCACAACUACACGGCAAAAAACGCCGAGCCCGUUGCUCAACAGGACUGAACAAUGUGUUGCUGCCCACAUUGUUCAUAGCUGUCAACAAUAUUGAACAAUGUUGUUGAGCCUGAAUCGGGUGUAACAAUAUUGUUGACAGCUAUGAACAAUGUGGGCAGCAAAACAUUGUUCAAUCCUGUUUUCAUCAGUAUUGCAUCAACCUGAGCGUUUUUACGCGUGUAAACACUGUCCAAACGCACGUCACACGCGGCUGAGUUCGAAAACAGCACGAUCGCUUCUAACAAAAGCUCUAAACACAUAAAAAACACACAAGUUGCAAUUGUAACAAACCUGCAGCAGACUUGUAGCAAUACUGUUCCAACAACUUGUCAACAGGAUGUGUUCGCACUGCUUGUUCCCAAAGGCUUGUUGACAACUUGCUACAAGGUUAUUGAGCUGAACAGACUUGUUCCAACAACUUGUUAUCGUCAUGCUAUUCAACAAGUUGUGAGUGACAACCUUGUAGCAACUUGAUAAAAUAACAACAUUGUUACAACUUGUUGACAAGCUUGCUACAAGCUUGUUGCGAACACGUCUUGUUGAGAAGUUGUGAGAUUUUUGUGUCUCAUAUUUUUUUUAUAUUCGACCAGGAUCUCCAGAACUGAACUCGGAGAGCGAGCAAUUCUUUCCUCUACCAACAUUUUCCGCUGCACAAACAUUUCCUUUGACGAACUUUGUGGAGCAGAGAACGAACGGUGAACAUCUUAAUGAUGAUACUACGAUACAACAACGAGACGUAAGUACUAAAUUCACGUUCUUCGCAAAUCAAAGGGCAAGAAAUUAAUGGAUAUUUUGCAUCAAGGAACAAGCUGUUAACAAUUUGUAACAACCUUGUUGAUAUUAUCAGGCUUGUUACAAGGUUGUUCCAACAAGUCCGAUACAGUCAUGAUAUAACAAUACUGUUACAACCUUGUGUCGUCAACCUUGUAACAUUCUUGUUAUAUCAUGACUGUAUCAGACUUGUUAGAACAACCUUGUAACAAGUCUGAUAAUGUCAUCAAGCUUGUUACAAGUUGUUAACAGCUUGUUCCAAACUUGUUACAACAACUGGGAACAAGCAGUGCGAACACAACUUGUCGACAGCUUGUGAACAGAUUUGUAACAACUUGUUUGCAGACCUGUAACAACUUGUGCGUUUUUACGUGUGUACCUCUCACCACUUUUUCAGGACCAAAAUUCACCAACCAGCAAACUGCAUCGAUUACUGGAAGAAUCUCGUCAAAUGGUCCAAACUCUGGAGCAAAGCACAAUGACGACACCACCUACGGUACGGCUAAGUUGAACUAACUUUAUUUAUGCUGGAAAAAACGUUGCAGCUCUAAACUUAACCUGCGUUGCUGGGGGUUUUAUGCGGUUGGGGGCUAUUCUAAACUGUUCCAGUAAGAGGCAUCCCUUGUUAGCCCAAUGUUACUACAGGAGGAAGCAAGAGUACCCAUAGAAAACCUGUAGUGUUUAGUUUGAUAGAGUCAAACUGGAAGCACUCUUGUGACUGAGAAGAGGCACAUGAACCUGCAACUGUGACACCAACACCCCAGUCGCUGAAAACAGCAAAGAUUACACUUUACACGAGUUUUCAUCCAACUACACAUGCGUCAAACCUCUCCUCAUAUCUGACCGAGGUGAUAUUCUAAUUAGACAACUGCAUAUUAAUUAAGCGCUAAUCCUUACCCUAACCGCUGACCCUAACUCGCAACCAGCGAGACAUGUAUGAAAUUAUUUUCUUUGUAUUUUUUACAGGGUUCAGUCGACGGCUCUGAAAAGUUCUCUCCCUCUACAACAAGCCCAAAUACGGACCGACUGAGUAACUGAUAAUCUACUGUACAAUAUGUACCUAACACGUGUUAAUGCCCCGUUGCCAAUCAAUUCACUCACAUAUGCUUGCAUUAUCAGAACAGUGGUAACUAGGCAUGUGAGUUAUCAAUUCACUCGCAUGUACAAUAUAAAUGCUUGGUUAUCUUUGUUCCAUUCUAUGCUUACAUCAGAACAGUGGUAACUAUAGGCAUGUGAGUUCUGUGAUAAUGCGAAUUGGCUGGCAAUGGACACGAGUUAGGUCUAUCAACUUUAAAUCAAAGUUGCUUGUUGUGUUUUUAGUAAUUUAUGUACAUAGAUUUAAUAUAUACAGUGAUUUUAACUUAUAGAUAAGAAGACAUGUGCAAACACGUUGAUUGAAAAUAAAUACUCAGAAAAUUCAAUAACUACGAGUGUAGAAUUUUCAUCGUUGAUGUGGACAAACUAAGAAACAAUAAUGAAACAUUGCAUGUGCAGAAAUAGUUGAAAAUCUUGACGUAUCCUUCAGGAAACAUCGUUGCGGAAACUAAUUUUGCUUCCCUGAAAAUAAUUCCUCAACAAAUUCAACAUGGCCAGCAAACAUUGUUUAAUAACUUUAAAACUUUCUGGUUUGUCCACCUUCGAGAAACAUGGCUAGGAAACAUUGUUUUCUGGUUUUUCCGCCAUCGCGAAACAUGGCUAGGAAACAAUGUUCCUUCCUUGUUUGCUCGCCUUUGUGGCGAACAAUGUCUGCUGCUUUACGCUGGCUUAGUUAAUUAGACUAUUACUUGAUCACCGAGGCUUUUUGGUCGAGUCUCCCCGUAGCUGCAGUGCUAAAGCAGAGGGUCUAUUUUCCGGGAUAGCAUAAGGCCCCGAGGCUAACUCCUCGUACAUCGAACUAUCAUCCUCUCGGCCAGUCAAAACAACAUUUCUCAACUCGGGCAUUUCAUGAAAGGGCAGAUAAUGUUGUCCGUACGGAAUACCCUCGAGCCGGCGGUGUUCUGCACUUUCAAAAACAGUCUCGUGCUGUUCCCAAUGUCUGUCACAUGCAGCACACAAGAAAGCCGAAUGGAAACCUGCGCACGGGCAGGACUUUACACGACAUCUCCUUGGAUUUGUCGGGCUGUGUUCCUCGUGUGUGUGCUUGCAUUUGCACUUCGCUCUCCAGGUACUGGGGUCGAAAUUUCGCCGUCUUUGUAGCCACCAUUCCCCCACCUCUUCUGUCCGUGCGGGAACAAACGCGAACGCUUUACACUCACACGCGCGACACGGCACGUUGACGCUGUUACCAUGGUAACUACUAUGCUCCGAUAAAAAAUGUCCACAAAAACAUUUCGAUGAUUUUCCGACUCGUAUACAAUCAUGUUUGAACUCAGGGCAUCGCCAGCCGAUAUAUAUACCCGUCUCAAUCGCCUCCAAAGCAGCUUCCCUUUCAGGAUCGAACAACUUUUUCAACCUCGGAGCGAAAUCUUCGCGAUUCAUUGCCCUUGCUACGGGCAGAAGUUCUGCUUUCGAAGCGGGGACUAUAGGCCGUACAGUGUAACCUUUUGGCGCUAACAUUGUGGGCUUUCUCGGCGAUAUUGCAGUGUUUGAAGUCUUUUUCUUGUUACUUGCAGCUUGUUUAACACCGGUUGUAGUUUGUUUAGGAGCCAUUACAGGUGGCCUUCUUGCUGUAGUCGAAUUUUUAGUCGCAGAUUUUCUCGCUUUCGUGUUUGUGUCUGGACUGGCAUAGCGCGAAAAGCGAGUCGUUGCUUUCGUCGUUGCACCAGGAGUGUUUGAAGCGCCGUCUCUGCUCGAUUCUGGCAAACUGAAACCGCUAGAUGCGAUAUUUUCCUCUGAAAAUCGUCUUGCCAUGUUUAAAUUGAUGUAAUUUGUAACAUACGGUAAAAAUAGAACACUAUAAACCACAUACGUGGUUGGGCAGGCGUUUGACUACCUCACCAAAUUGGGAGAAUUUGUAUAAUAAUCAUGUAAUACUUCGUCUUCCCAGCAAUAUUUUUGAAUUCUGGAUAACCACGGAAUGCAUUUCUUGUGUCGUC